This is a messenger RNA of Medicago truncatula (barrel medic), 715 nucleotides long. RefSeq names its product abscisic stress-ripening protein 1. The transcript has 2 exons. The record is from RefSeq and is a predicted model, not a curated record. Bases 120 to 443 code for a protein of 107 amino acids. Lineage: Eukaryota; Viridiplantae; Streptophyta; Magnoliopsida; Fabales; Fabaceae.
AUCCAAUUACAACUUAUAAAUAGGUCACAUGUCCUUUCUAACUUUCUCAUUCUACCAUAAACCCAUUACUUUGAUUCAUCUCUUAUUAAUUACUCAUUUUUUCCCUAAUUCAAUCCAUCAUGGCUGAGGAGAAGCACCACCACCAUUUCCACCAUGAAGAUAAGUCUGGCUAUGUUGAAGAAGUUGACUAUAGAAAAGAGGAGAAACAUCACAAACAUCUUGAGCACCUUGGUGAGCUUGGUACUGCGGCUGCUGGUGUUUAUGCCAUGCACGAGGCCAAGAAAGACCCAGAGCAUGCUCACAAGCAUAAGAUAGAAGAGGAGAUUGCGGCGGCUGCCGCUGUGGGAUCUGGUGGUUUUGUCUUCCAUGAACAUCAUGAGAAAAAAGAAGCUAAGAAAGAAGAUGAGGAAGCACAUGGAAAGAAGCACCACCAUCUCUUUUGAAGAACAUGAUGAAUAUAAUCAAGCUCAUCAAGAUCACCCCGUUUAUAUGUAUCUUGUAGUAGUUAAAUAUAUGUGUUAUUUGAAGGGUGUCUAAAUAAAGUUUGAGCUAUAUAGUUUGGAGAGUCUUUAAUUCUCUAUAUAGUUGCUUUAAAUAAUUACACAUAAAAUGUGUUCUAUUUUGACUAUAUAAUUUAUAGUUAUAAAGUAAUUUUCUGGUAGGCUUUGUAAAUUUGAUAAUUUAAUUACAUAUAUGUGUUUCUUGUCAUUGAUCA